AGUACCUCGAUGCACUGCACGCGCAUGUUAGAACCGCGGAGGGGAAACCGCGUCACCGUUCUGUCACAGACAACACAAGGUCUGUGAAUUCACUAACUGGCAACAUUUUCUAGCGUUAAAACGAGUGAAAGAAGCCCAGCUAUGGAUAUCACCGGAAAGAAUUAUUUCAUUGCCAUUGACACAUGGUUAAACUCUGCAGUGGAUAAACUAUUUGGAGAAAGAGAUCCUAGAGUACGAGGAUGGCUGCUAUUGGACUCCUGCACACCCACUCUUGUCCUCACGUUCAUCUACAUCCUGAUUGUCUACCUGGGACCAAAGUAUAUGAAGAACAAGAUGCCCUACUCUUUGAAGAAUAUGUUGUUAUUGUACAACUUUGGUGUCACCAUGCUGUCUUUCUACAUGCUGGUGGAGCUUAUUUCAGCAACCUGGACGGCUGGAUACAAAUUGAAAUGCCAAGGCCUGUUUGAUGCAGGGGAGGGUGACAUCAGGGUAGCAAAAGUGCUGUGGUGGUACUACUUCUCUAAGCUAAUUGAGUUUCUUGACACCAUUUUCUUCAUACUAAGAAAGAAAAACAAUCAGAUUACCUUCUUACAUGUGUAUCACCAUGCCUCCAUGUUUAACAUCUGGUGGUGUGUUCUCAACUGGAUCCCAUGUGGGCAGAGUUUUUUUGGACCCACACUGAACAGCUUUAUCCAUGUGCUAAUGUAUUCAUACUACGGCUUGUCCACCAUUCCCUCCAUGCACAAGUACUUGUGGUGGAAACGUUAUCUCACACAGGCCCAGCUGGUUCAGUUUAUAUUAACUAUAACUCACACAUUAAGUGCAGUGGUUUUCCCUUGUGGUUUUCCUCUGGGCUGCCUGUUCUUUCAGUCAAGCUACAUGCUUACACUUGUUAUCUUGUUCGUCAAUUUUUACAUGCAGACAUACAGAAAAAAUCCAGCUAGAGAUGACAAAGCUAAAGAGAUGAUGAGAAACUACAUAAACGGCACCUCACCCUGUGCUAAUGGAGCCAAACAUAAGCAUCAAUGAUGGCAAAUGUCUCUUCAAAAGGCAUCUUUCAUGUUAACUAAUUUAAUAGUAGGGAUAAUCAUGUUUAAGUGUAAUAAUGUGGUUGUGCUUUUUAUAUAGAGUACUGUUUGAACCUGUUUUGUUUGUGCCUCUGAAAACUUGUGUUAUGAUUUUAGUGAUGUACUGUACCCUAAGUGGUAGACUAAGUAUCUUAGGCAUUUAGAAAUAAUGGCAAUUAUUUUUUGAGAGCUGGGAAAUUCCAUAAUCAAAAAAUCUUUAAUCACAUUAUCAGCUGUCACUCAAAACUAAUUGUUAUAUAUAUUCCAGUCCAGUUAUAUGAAGUACUUUCAUUCAUACUUUGUCCCACAUUGACAAACAUAUACACAGAACAAUUUAUAGAAAUCCAUUAUAUCAAAUUCUUAUAACUAUAAUAUUUGGCUUACGACCACUAGAAUAUAGUGAAUUCAAUCAAUGGACAAAUAUUCUAUACAUUUGGGAUUAAAUUUACACAUAUUACAGGGGUAAAUUUCUCUUAAAUUACUCUGAAGCUUUAUUCUCUAUUCUUCAGAUUAUAUGAUCUGUCCUCGUCUAAGAAAAUUACAGGCUGAAGUUACCUACUCAGCAGUUGUCUGUAUUUUAGUCAUUUCUGGAUUCAAAUAUACAUGAUUUUAUAUGCAGAUGUUGCUUCACAUUUAAAAAUAAGAUGUUCAUCUGCUGCUACUUGCCUUAUAAUACAAAAAUCAGUUACACCCCAGAAAUUAAACACAACAUUUAAGUCACAAAAUAUAAAAUGGGUGCUUUUUCAUACUUCCUGAUCAUUGUUACUGGAACUUUGGUUGUUCCAAUGUGAAAUAAGAGUCAACAUCUCUUCUCUAUCACUGCACUUCUUUAUUUCUGUCUGGGUGUGAGAUUUAUAUGAUUGAGUAGAAAAAUCUUAACAGAAUUAAAUAGUUCUUUUGGACUACAGCAACAUGAGUUGAUUGGGUGGCCAGAAAGUUUCAAAACCACAGUGCCUUGCAGAGGGAAUCAAAAUAUUUUUUUGUUUAAUUAGUUUGCUCCUGGCAUAAUUAAAUUAUUUGUAGAAUAGAAUAUGAGGAAUAUAAGAAGUAUAUGGCUAUAAGAUUUCAAUUUCAUGGUAGAGCACAAUAGCAGUGUAUUAUCACACCCCUAUAAUGACAAGGAAAAAAAACUAUUAAUACACUGUCUAGCCCUAAUUUCUGUUAUUUGUUAAUGGGUAAAGUGUAGCCCUUCAAGAUUUUUCAGGAUAGUUUUUCUAUGAGAGAUGUUCAUAUUUUACCAGAGGACAGGCUCUGAGACAGGGGCAUCAUAUCAGAUGUAAUGCAAAGGUAUUAGUUACAAAUCAUCAGUUUGAUUUCAAAGCUUAUUGUAUAACAAUGUUGGGAGAGAUUAUAGUCUUUUUCCCCACUCAGAAGAUAUAACAUAAAUACAUAGGUGUUGUAGAAAUAUGCGAAUGGGGCAUUACUAUCCUGCAAUUACACUCAUACUAAUUUAUUACAGUAAAAUAAAAAAUCUUUUUAAAAAUGCA
Molecule: messenger RNA, 2554 nt
Organism: Tachysurus vachellii
Lineage: Eukaryota; Metazoa; Chordata; Actinopteri; Siluriformes; Bagridae
Gene: elovl2
Product: ELOVL fatty acid elongase 2
Exons: 8
Coding region: 142-1029 (295 amino acids)
Biological process (GO): sphingolipid biosynthetic process; fatty acid elongation, monounsaturated fatty acid; fatty acid elongation, polyunsaturated fatty acid
Cellular component (GO): endoplasmic reticulum membrane
Molecular function (GO): fatty acid elongase activity
Source: RefSeq, a predicted model, not a curated record